AUGAAUCUCCUCUUUAGAUAGGUUGUCAAUCCAAGCAAUCAAAAAUAGUAGCCAUUGCUAUAAACUAUGUUACACAUAUUAAAGAAAUGGGUGGUGAUGAACCACUCAAAAAACCAGUCAUAUUCUAAAAACCAUUUACCUCCCUCUUUGUACCUUCCAGAUGGAAAUGGCAAUUGCCUAAGCAUAAUCAUGAAAUCGAAGCAUUCAUAUUUAUACUGUCCAGCUUGGAUUUAUGGUUGCCAAGAAUGGAAAGAAUAGCCAAAAGGAAAAAUGGCAGAAUAUAUAGGAGGCUAUUUCUUGGCAUUUGAUUUAACUGAAAUGAAAGCUCAUUUCAAAAAAUAAGGUUUUCCAUGGGAUUUGGCUAAGGGUUAAGACAAUUUUUAUCCCAAUUACAGAUUUAAUUGCAAAAAGUAAAAGUUAAGGAUCCAAAUAAUCUUUUAUUAUUGUAUUUGA
This is a messenger RNA of Paramecium tetraurelia, 453 nucleotides long. RefSeq lists its product as uncharacterized. NCBI's taxonomy places the organism in Eukaryota, Ciliophora, Oligohymenophorea, Peniculida, Parameciidae. The transcript has a single exon. The record is from RefSeq and is a predicted model, not a curated record.